GCAGCCCGGCCCCGCCUCCUCGUCGCUGACCGUUCCGAGUAUUUGGUUCAUUUGGUUUUUUGGGUCGGUGGGUUUCGGUUUUUUCUGCUCUUAGUGGCUUUUCUUCCCCAGCCUCGCGUGGCCUCCGACCUUCCGGACUUUGCCCCAAGAAGGUGGCUCCCACCCCGUGGCCUUCUCUUCUGGCGCGCUGCUUCGGACUACACUGCCCAUCAUCCCUGGCCACAGCCCCAUUGGGUGCUGCCCAACGCCCCCGAGCGGAUCCGGCUCCCUUCACCGCUCCGCACGCGUGGAAAUGCAGCCCGGCCCCUCGCAGGAUGCACCCCAAGUCAGCUUCCGAGCCAAGCCCCUCGCGAGAAAGCCCCACCCGAGACGCGUGGGGAGAGGAGAGGGUUGGAGGCGAAGGCAAGCAAAGCGCGGCUUCCCCGCUGGAGCUGCUUUCCCAAAGCGGCCCCUUCUUGGGUGCCUGUGGGGAGAGUCGGAGCAAAGGGACCGGCCAAUGGGGUGCUGAGCCUGCAGACUUAGCCAUGCAAGCCCACCCACCCACUUCACUGCAAGGCACAGCAUGCGGAGCGGAGCUUGUCUAGUUGCAGAAGAAGCCCCAGAGAAUCUGGGUGGCAAAUGACAGCUCCCCCUCCUCCCCCAUGAGUUUCAAGAUGGGCUAUGGGGCGUGCUGAGGGUGGUGGGGCCCUCUGCCUGCCAGGGGAAAGCCGCAGCUGGGCCAUGGGAGAGUCAGCAGCUGAGAGAAGGGGAGGAAGUUCCCAGCUGGGAAGAUAAGGUUGGCCACUGGAAAAGAUCCACGUUGUUCCCUCGUGCCAGGGAGAGGGCAGCCAAUGGCCAUUCAUGCAAUCCAGAUCACAAAAGGAGGAAGGGCCCAUGAGAGGCUGCAAAGCAAGCAUGGCAAGUUGGCAUGAGAUAUGCCUUGGCACCUGGCAUAUAUCCCUGAGCCACCAAGGCUGCCUUGGAAGCUGGCCACCCAGCUGGCCUCUUCCCUCCUGCGACCUUGGGAGCUGGGCCCAUGUUCCGUGGGCUGACCUUGGGCCCACAAUGCCCAGAGGGGCGCAGCUCUAUAAAGCCACCCUCUGGCCCAAGGACUGGACACUCUGGCCAAGAUGAAGGCUUUGCUCAGCACCCUCCUUCUUCUCCCACUGCUCUUCGCCACCGGCCAGGCCCAGUGCCCGGCCCCCAACGAGCUCAAGAACCCGCACCCCAAUGGCACCAAAGUCUGUGCCCAGAUGUACACGGAUGACAGCCCCUACUAUGACCUCUGCUGCGGCGGGAGCGUCAUGAUGGCCUUGGCGGGUGAAGACCAGCCGUACAUGCCCACGGCUUUCAACAGGAAGAUCUCCUCGCUGGUGGUGGCCCAACGGUGCGAGCUGACCGUCUGGCACAAGAAGGGCAAGGGUGGCAGCACACGGAAAUUCAAAGCCGGAGGCUACCCACGCCUCCAGGAGUUCAAGAGGGGCCUCUUUGGCAACUGGGACAACUCAAUCUCCGCUUACUACUGCAAGUGCAACUGAGUCGGCUUGGCGUGAGUCAAGAAGGGAGCUGCCACCAUCCUGCCCAUCCUUGCUCAGGUGAACCCCAGAGCCCCCCCGCAUCUGAAGGUCCAAAAUGUGCGGAUGCCAUCUCCCCAAAUAUUCUCUUCUGCCCACCUCUCAUAGCAACAGCAGCCGCAGCAGCUCAGCUGAAGAUCUUGGAAGCCCACCGAGAGAUAGAAGAACGGGCAGCCCUGAACCAGCCCGGCCCUCCUAGGAACCGAGCAUCCAAAUAAGCAGAAAAACAACCAGAAAGCGAAUUUUUUUCUCCUGCAGCCCCCAUAACAGCCCAGCCGCGGUGAGGAGGGCCUUUGAUCAGCCAAGGAGCUUCUCCUUCCUCCCCUUUGAGCGAUGCAGGCUUGUCACCUUGCGGAAAGAAAGAUUUGUUCCAGCGGCUGCCUUAAGAUCUUCCACACAGCUCUUUGUUCUCCUCCCUCCCGGCUUCAAAGGCCGCUCUCUUCCCCAGACCCUCUUGAAGCAGAUGGCCCUCCCAUCCCAUCCCAGCCUUUAUGGUGGCGCCUCCGAAACCUCAUUAAAAGCGA
Messenger RNA from Ahaetulla prasina, 2077 nucleotides. It is a transcript of the gene SYCN, whose product is annotated as syncollin. The record is from RefSeq and is a predicted model, not a curated record. Gene Ontology annotation, biological process: exocytosis. The coding region runs from base 1110 to 1517 and encodes 135 amino acids. Lineage: Eukaryota; Metazoa; Chordata; Lepidosauria; Squamata; Colubridae. The transcript has a single exon. Gene Ontology annotation, cellular component: secretory granule membrane.